GCCUAGGGUUAUGGCGCUGUUCCCGGCCUUUGCGGGCGUUAGUGAGGCCGCCGGUAGUGGAGGCCCCAGGAAAGAAUUAGACUGGCUGAACAACCCGAGCUUUUGUGUGGGAACCUUGACAUCACUGAGCCAGCCGUCAGAAGAGCCCUCAACCCCUGUUCCUCAGCGCUCACCACGCAGAAGGAGUCCUUUGAAGUCUGAGUCUUCAGAUGAGAGUGACAGUGGCAGAAAGCUCCCACAAGGAAGCAGGAAGAAGAAGAAAGAGAAGAGGAGGAAAAGAAAGCACCAGCACCAUAGGAAGACGAAGAGGAAACAUGGGCAGUCAAGCAGCAGUGAGUCUGAGCACGACACGGAUUCUGGGAAGGAUCGGCCUUCCCAAAGCCUUACCGGCACUCAGAAGGGAUCCGAAAAACCCAGCCAAGGAAAUAGUGCAGUUGCUGGUGCAGGCACUCACUCCGUGUGGCUGGAGGACAUUGAGGCUCUGACAGGAGAAACCUUCCGUGUGGAUAAGAAGCCUGACCCUGCAAACUGGGAGUAUAAAAGUCUCUACCGAGGGGAUAUAGCAAGAUACAAGAGGAAAGGAGACUCCUGUCUAGGUCUUAACCCUAAGAAGCAGUGUAUAUCUUGGGAAGGGGCUUCUGCCUCAAAGAAGCACUCACACAAAGCCCCAGAACGCUACUUUACGAAGAAGAGUGUGGGAUUACUGAAUGUCGAUGGAAUUGCUGUGAGCUGCAACACAGAACCUCCCUCUUCUAAGCCAAUCUCAUUCAUCCCAGUGAAGGACUCAGAUGAUGUGGCUGCACCUGUUACAAGCUGGUUGAAUCCUUUGGGGAUUUAUGAUAAAUCAACCACACAGUGGUUACAUGGACAUGGUCUCCCCGAGCAAGAAGGGAAACAGCCAGACUCACAAGUCGACAGAGAGAAUGCUGUUCUCAAGGCCAAGGUAGAGGACUUUAACAGGAGAGUUCGGGAGAAUCCUCAUGAUACUGAGCUGUGGCUGGCGUUUGUGGCUUUUCAGGAUGAGGCCAUGAAGUGUCCUGGCCUGUGUGCACUGGAGGAGGGAGAGGAAAAGCGGAAGAAGUCACUGAAGCUCCUCCUGGAGAAGAAGCUGGCCAUCCUGGAGCGGGCCAUCGACUGCAACCAGAGCAGCGUUGACCUGAAGCUCGCCAGGCUGAAGCUCUGUGCGGAAUUCUGGGAGCCCUCCAUGCUGGUCAAAGAGUGGCAGAAACUGAUCUUCCUGCACCCCAAUAAUACAGCCCUGUGGCAGAAAUACCUUGUCUUUUGCCAGAGCCAGUUUAGUACCUUUUCAAUAUCCAAAAUUCACAGUCUGUAUGGCAAGUGCUUGAGUACUCUCUCUGCAGUUAAUGACGGCAGCAUCUUAUCUCACCCCGCGUUGCCUGGCACCGAGGACGCCAUGUUUGCCCUCUUUCUGCAGCAGUGCCACUUUCUGCGGCAGGCUGGCCACUCAGAGAAGGCCAUCUCUCUGUUCCAGGCCAUGGUUGACUUCACCUUCUUCAAACCUGACAGUGUGAGAGAUCUGCCAACUAAAGUACAGGUGGAGUUCUUUGAGCCCUUCUGGGACAGCGGGGAGCCCCGGGCCGGGGAGAAGGGCGCCCGGGGCUGGCGGGCCUGGAUGCACCAGCAGGAACGGGGUGGCUGGGUGGUCAUCAACCCAGAUGAGGAUGAUGAUGAGCCAGAAGAAGAUGACCAGGAAAUCAAAGAUAAGACUCUGCCCCGGUGGCAGAUCUGGCUUGCUGCUGAGCGUUCCCGGGACCAGAGGCACUGGCGUCCCUGGCGCCCUGAUAAGACCAAGAAGCAAAUGGAAGACGACUGUGAGGACCCCGAGAGACAGGUGCUGUUUGAUGAUAUUGGGCAGUCUCUGAUCAGACUCUCCAGCCAGGCUCUGCAGUUCCAGCUGAUCGAGGCUUUCCUGCAGUUCCUGGGCGUGCCUUCAGGCUUCAUCCCACCGGCCUCCUGCCUUUACCUGGCCAUGGAUGAGAGCAGCAUCUUCAGUAGUGGACUCUACGAUGAAAAGCCCUUGACAGCCUUUGAUUUUUCAUUUUUGGGCAUCAGCUGUGUUGGCCACAUGGACCAGUUGGGCUGUCUGCGGUGGACCCGCGGUCACAACCGAGAGGGCGAGGAGUUCAUCCGCAAUGUCUUCCACCUCGUGAUGCCCUUGUUCUCAGGGAAGCAGAAGUCUCAACUUUGCUUCUCCUGGCUGCGGUAUGAGAUGGCAAAGGUCAUUUGGUGUCUGCACACUAAAAACAAGAAGAGAUUAAAGUCACAGGGGAAGAACUGCAAAAAACUAGCCAAGAAUCUCCUCAAGGAGCCAGAAAACCGGAACAAUUUUUGCCUCUGGAAGCAGUAUGCACAUCUGGAAUGGUUGCUUGGCAACAUAGAGGAUGCCAGGAAGGUUUUUGAUACAGCACUCAGCAUGGCAGGCAGCAGUGAGCUGAAGGACCGUGAGCUGUGCGAGCUCAGUCUGCUCUAUGCCGAGCUGGAGGUGGAGCAGCUGCCAGGCUCCAGAGAAACGGCCACAGCCCGGGCUGUUCAUGUACUAACCCAAUUGACUGAGAGCAGCCCCUCUGGGCCAUAUGUUGGGCAGGUAGUGGCCACUCGGGUUUUGAAAGCUCGGAAGGCUUACGAGCAUGCACUGCAGGAUUGUCUAGGUGAGAGCCAUGUUUCUGAUGGAGCUCCUGCCGAUUCCUUGGACUGCCUGUGUAGUUUGGUCCGGUGCUUUAUGCUCUUCCAGUAUUUGACCAUAGGAAUCGAUGCAGCUGUGAGGCUAUAUGAACAGGUGUUUGCCAAACUGAAGGACUCCAUUUCUCCAGAGAGCCUUGGCCUGAAGGACCAGAGCCACCCCCAGAGUUUGAGCAGUGUUCUAGAAGCUGUCAGCCUGAUGCACACAAGUCUGCUGCAAUUCCACAUGAGAGUGAGUGUUUACCCGCUGACUCCACUUCGAGACGCCCUCUCGGAGGCUUUGAAGCUAUAUCCGGGCAACCAGCUGCUUUGGCGGUCUUAUGUACAGAUUCAGAGUAAGUCCCACAAUGCCAGCAAGACCAGGAGAUUCUUCGAUACAAUCACCAGGUCUGCCAGACACUUGGAGCCAUGGUUGUUUGCAAUUGAAGUGGAGAAGCUGAGGAAAAGCCUGGUGGAGACCGUUCGGAGGGUGGGCGGUAGAGAGAUCCACGCCACCAUCCCCGAGACGGGCCUCACACAUCGGAUCCGAGCCCUCUUUGAGAACGCUAUGCGGAGCCACAGUGGCAGCCAGUGCCCCUUGCUGUGGAGGAUGUACUUGAAGUUUUUGGUUUCCCUAGGAAACAAAGAAAGAAGCAAAGGUGUGUUCUACAAAGCACUUCAACAUUGCCCUUGGGCAAAGGUGCUGUACAUGGAUGCCAUGGAAUACUUCCCUGGUGAGCUGCAGGAGAUCCUGGAUCUGAUGACUGAGAAGGAGCUCCGAGUGCGCAUGCCCAUGGAGGAGCUGGAGCUCCUGCUGGAGGACUAGAACCUGGCUGCCAGCUGCGUGGUUCUAGAACAAGGGAUCGUGUGGGAUGGAGCACAGAACUACAAGUGUUUCUGUCAUUUGUGUCUGGAUGUAUAAAUGACACAAAGGCUAUUCUGCAUAUUAUAUAUGUGACAGUGUACAUGUGUUGAGUUGAAUCAUACCAAUGGCAAUGAAAUCUUUGUGGUUAAGGUG
Molecule: messenger RNA, 3697 nt
Organism: Dipodomys ordii (Ord's kangaroo rat)
Lineage: Eukaryota; Metazoa; Chordata; Mammalia; Rodentia; Heteromyidae
Gene: Nrde2
Product: NRDE-2, necessary for RNA interference, domain containing
Exons: 14
Coding region: 11-3505 (1164 amino acids)
Biological process (GO): negative regulation of RNA catabolic process; regulatory ncRNA-mediated post-transcriptional gene silencing; RNA processing
Cellular component (GO): catalytic step 2 spliceosome
Molecular function (GO): protein binding
Source: RefSeq, a predicted model, not a curated record